AUGGCAGGAGGGCCCCUUAGCAUCAAGGAGGAAAUGGAAAUGUCCAUGGAUGAAGACCUGGUUUCUGUAAGCCAUGGUAAAAAUCAAGAACACCUGGUGAUAGCAGAAAUAAUAGAUCAUGGAUCCCAGUCCCUUGGUACUUCUCAGCGGCGACAGAGGUUGGAGUCAAAGGCUGCUGGCUCUGCUGGAGGCCAACAGGUUUGCAAUGUGACCAACUCCCGGUCCAGGAAAAUGGGUUCUCAUCUGCCGGUACGCAGAAUGGCAAGAGAACAAGGCCAUGAGGAUGGUCAUCCCCAGGAGUGUUCUGGCAGCUUCCAUGGCAAAAGAUUCCAUUCUGAGCGCAACUCAGAGGCAGAUAUAAUUGCAGAGAUUGGCUUGGAAGAGACACAUGAACUGGAGAUAGAAGCCAUAAGAAAACAGCAGCGUGUGAACAAUGAGCGUCUGAGCACCCUGGAGGACCAGGAAAUUGCCAGAACCCACAGGGAAGUUAUGCUCUUUAGCAUGCUGCUGUCGGUCUGCAUAGUCAACCUGUGGCUGUGGAUUCGCCAGUGAUGCUUCACCAGCCAUCCUACCAACAGAGCUUUCUCCUCCUUCCCUUUAUUCCUUUCUUUCCCUGGGCCACCCUUGCCCUUCCUCCUUCUGUUUCCCAGCAGCUCCCAGCAGCAGCAGGGCCAUUUUCUAACUCUGGUUGGACCCCCUGCUGGGGGAGGCCUUUAGCUGCUGGGAGGUGCAGGAAGAUCCAAAAGGGCUGAGAUGCAGCCCUUUGGAGGGUCAAGUGGGGACCAUAUGAUCCUCACAGUAACACCAGUGGCAGGUGCUUCCUGCCUGUCCAUCAGGACUCCACAGUGACCAUCUUGUCCCUUUUGUUCCAUCCUAUGUGGCAGGGGCUUGGCUAUGUUCUCCUGUUUCCUUCCACAUUGUGCACAGGGUUCUGCACAGA
Myotis davidii is the source of this 940-nucleotide messenger RNA. RefSeq names its product fetal and adult testis expressed 1 (gene FATE1). The record is from RefSeq and is a predicted model, not a curated record. NCBI's taxonomy places the organism in Eukaryota, Metazoa, Chordata, Mammalia, Chiroptera, Vespertilionidae. The transcript has 5 exons. Gene Ontology annotation, molecular function: ubiquitin protein ligase binding. Gene Ontology annotation, cellular component: mitochondria-associated endoplasmic reticulum membrane contact site; endoplasmic reticulum; mitochondrial outer membrane. The coding region runs from base 1 to 552 and encodes 183 amino acids. Gene Ontology annotation, biological process: negative regulation of mitochondrial calcium ion concentration; negative regulation of apoptotic process.